Cloeon dipterum is the source of this 3285-nucleotide messenger RNA. RefSeq names its product alanine--tRNA ligase, mitochondrial (gene AlaRS-m). The transcript has 12 exons. Bases 504 to 3059 code for a protein of 851 amino acids. Gene Ontology annotation, biological process: alanyl-tRNA aminoacylation. Gene Ontology annotation, cellular component: mitochondrion; cytoplasm. Gene Ontology annotation, molecular function: aminoacyl-tRNA deacylase activity; ATP binding; nucleic acid binding. Lineage: Eukaryota; Metazoa; Arthropoda; Insecta; Ephemeroptera; Baetidae. The record is from RefSeq and is a predicted model, not a curated record.
CUAAACUUCUUGUAUUCAAGUUGUUUUAAAUUUGAAUGUGCAACUACCUGAUGCCAUGAGUCAGCCAAUCAAAGAAUCAAAUUCAAAUAUGAAAACUCAAGCUGCAUCGCUGCUAAAUAUUAGCUCGCAUUGAUUAACAAUAAUUAUAUAUUUAUGCCUUUCUUGAAAUCGCAUCCUAUCCGGAUUUAUCGCUUUUAUUUCAAUCUUAUUGUCCUGCUCUCAGUAUGUCCAUAAUUAUAGUUUUGUAACAUGAGUUUAUUUUCAAUUUAACCGCAGUAAUGAUAUCUUAUCAAUUCAGUUCUGAGAAUGUUUGAUUCUGCAAUUUUUGCUCCUGCUCUUCAUCGGUCAUCGGUCUCAUAUUAUAGUUUAAAUCUGUUUUGCUGGGAACUGAGGAACCGGCAGCACCUAGGGUUGUCAAUAGCCAAAAGUGUAUCAGGGUUGGUGGAAAACACAACGACCUGGAUGCUGUUGGAAGGGAUGGUACUCAUCACACCUUCUUCGAAAUGCUUGGCAACUGGUCAUUUGCCGAUUAUUUUAAAGAAGAUGCAUGUAAAAUGGCAUGGGAUCUUUUGACGGGACCUUACAAUCUGGAUAAAGAGAAACUUGUGGUCACCUAUUUUGGAGGAGAUCAGAGGUCAAAUUUAAAAGCUGAUCAAGAUUGUGCGGAUAUUUGGAGAUCCAUUGGUUUGAAAAGCCGCCAAAUUAUUCCCAAUGGAAUGAGUGAGAACUUCUGGGAAAUGGGUCCAGUAGGGCCCUGCGGACCAUGCACUGAAAUAUAUUACAACAAAGGAGGAAAACUUAUGGAACUCUGGAACCUUGUCUUUGUAGAAUACGAAAGGAAAGAGGAUGGACUGUUGUAUCUGCUCCCUAAAAAGCAUGUUGACACUGGAAUGGGGCUUGAGAGGCUAUCAAGGGUUUUGCAGAAGGUAGACUGCAAUUAUGAUACUGACUUGUUCCAACCUCUAUUUGAAAUUACUCAAAAGGUUUCUGGCAAGGAUAAAUAUAGCAGUUCUUUUGGCGAGGAGGCGAUCCUGGACACAGCUUACAGAAUAUUGGCUGAUCACUCAAGAGCAAUAAGCAUUGCUAUGGCGGACGGCAUUUUUCCUGAUCAAAAUUACAAGCUGAGGAAACUUGUCCGCAAGUGUUUUGCACUCUCCAUCAACGUUUUCCAAAUGAAUGGGAAUGAAAUUCUGCCUCAUCUUGUGCUGAAAGUGACAGAAAUAUUGGGUGAGACUUACCCUGAGCUUAGGGCAAAUCUCAAUCGUACUGUAGAAACUCUGGAUCAAGAGUAUUUACUUUAUUUGAAAAUGCAGUCGCAGGCAAAAUCUAAGUGGGAAGCCCUAGUUGAGCAAUUUCCAGUCCUAGAGGCCCUGCCAGAUGAUCAUCCAGGCCUUGAGCAGGCAGUCCUUCAAGUCAAGGAUUGCAAGGAAAUCUCUGCAGAACUUGCUUUUCAUUUGCACACUUCCCUUGGUGUUGACAAAGAGCUGAUUGAAGGUCUAGCUAAGUGCUUCAAUAUUCCUGUGGACCUUGAGGGUUACCAAGCGAACGUAGACAAUCAGAAAAAGGGUUCCAGAGCAACAGUUGGUGCUGAGGAGAAGCUGCUGAGCGAAAAUAGCGUUCCACCAACUGGAGAUGAUUCUAAGUAUUACUGGGAAUACAAAAAUGGUCACUAUAUUUUCCCUGAGCACAUGGACUGCAAAAUGUUGGCCCUCAUUCAGAAUAAGACUUUGGUGAACUCAGUCAAGGCUGGUAGUGAGUGCGACGUUGUGACUGACCACACACACUUCUACCAUGAAGCUGGAGGCCAGGUUUCAGAUGUGGGCAGACUGUGCUCUGCAAAAGGCACCGCUGACAUUGUGGACGUUCAAAAGCAUGGAAAAUACGUUCUGCACAAAGUGAAAGUGCUGGAGGGUGUAUUACGCCAAGGCGACCCAAGCAAACUGAGUCUGGACUGCAAACAUAGACUGUUGUGCAUGCAGCACCACUCGGCCACUCACUUGCUCUAUUCGGCCCUUCGCAAGCUGAUCCCAAACACAUAUCAAAGGUCAUGCCACGUAACCCAGAGCUACCUGACCUUUGACUUCACCACGCCCUUCUCUCUAAAAGACGAACACGUGGAAACCAUAGAGGAAUUUGUCAAUGAGCAAAUUGAGCUCGCUCUUCCUAUCAAAAGGCGCGUCAUGAGUUUGCAGGAUUUACCUGAGAAUGCUGUCAAGCGCCCUGGUGAACAUUACCCUGACAUUGUGUCCCUUAUCACCAUGGGAAAGGAGGAGCAGGUUUCCUCUGAACCCUGCUGCGGCACUCACUGCAACAACACAUCAGACCUUUUGAAAUUUUGCAUUCUGUCUACCAAGUCUUUUGGGACUGGAGUUCGCUCAGUGAGGGCGACUGCAGGAAAUCUUGCUCUCACCAUCCUGCAGGCUGGCAAAGAGGCUGAGCAGGAGGUUCUUAGUCUGCAGAGCUACUUGGACAGUCCAGAGUAUGACAGUUUCAAAGCAAGCAAGGAAAUCAAAAGGAUGAGAGCAAAAUUCUUUGAGCACGAUCAAAUCCCAUUGGUGGUAAAGAGGCGAUUGGAGAGCUGGCUUAAGAAAAUUGAUAAAAAGGUCACUCAGGACAACAAAAACAUCAGCAGGGAUAUUCUGGAGAAACAAGUGAAAGAGCUUUUGCAGCAUUCGGACAUGAUGUUUGUAGUUUCUGCCUUUUACAGCGACAGUCCAGAGCCUCUGAGCCUACUCAGGGCCCAGCAAAUGUGUUCUGCAGAGAAGCCAUCUCUGUUUAUCUCAAGGGAUGGAGAUGGCUGCAUCAGAGGAAGAAGUUAUGUCCCAGAUAUCAUGUUGUCGGAGGGCUUUAACGCAGAAACCUGGAUGCAACCUGUAUUGAAUGUAUUUCAAGCUGUGGGUUCUCCACCUAAAGGCAAGGAGAACAAAAGCGUGUGGAUGAUGAAGGUUAAGUCUGGAGAAGAGUUAGAAGACAAAAAGCUAGUCACCAAAGCUGUAUUGGAGGCUGAAAAUUAUGCCAGAGCUUCACUCUUGCUCUCCACUCUCAAAAGGAAGCAAUAAAAAUGCAAUUAAUUAGAUAAUAAAAUAAUAUUUAAAUUUUAUGUCAUCUCACUGACAGCUCAUGACUUGCUUUUGGGGUGCAUUAGGAUCUACACAUUUCUUGUUACAUGAAACUUUGAUGUUAGUAAAGUUGCACCAUACCACUUUGCCAAUUAUUCAACCAAUGAAAAUUGAAACAUAGCUAAAAGAAAUAAAGGUUUCUCUUGCAUUGUAUAUUUAUUUCUAA